AUGUCGGCCCACCGCGACCUGCUGACGGCCAUUGCGGAAAAGGAGCGGAGAUGCUUCGAGCUGAGAGAAGAGCUGCGGCUGGAGGAGCUGGAGCUGAAGAGGCUGCAGGAGUCCUGGCAGUCGACGGUACACCGCGAGCUUGCCUAUUCGUCGGCCGCCUCGUCGACCACGUCGCCGACGGCCCACCGCCGUUCGAUGAGCAGCAGCACGUUUUCGGAGCGCAGCCUGCGGUCCUCGCACACCCGCGGCGAGUCCAACGACAGCAUCCCGCAGGCCGCCGCCGAGGCGUGGAACAGCAUCUCGUCGAAGCUGCCCGGCAGCUUCAAAAACGGCCUGACCAACCUCUUUGAGCAGAUGGCCGUCAACCCGAGCGAGCGCAGGGAGGUCGAGGGGCCACAGCCGCCGCCCGAAGUGCCCCAGAAGGGUGACAGGGACCGGGACGGCCUGGCGCCGCCCUCGUCGAUGAAGUCGGCGGGCAACCACCUGACGAUAGGCACGGGCCGGAGCCUCUCGGUGCUGGAAGAGGAGAUGUCGGACAACGGCAGCGCGACGCCUGCCGCCCUCUCGCCGAGAUCGCCGCUCGCGCCGAUCCGCCAUCUCGCAGAUGGGUCAACAGCGCCGGCGGCUGCUGCUGCUGCGGCGGCUGCUGCGGAUGCCGACCGCCAUCGCCGGGAAUCGCGAGGAAGCUCUGCUCACGGCACCCCGCCGCAAGCCCACCGAGGGUUCGGCGGCGAACUCAUCGACGAGGCCGGCCCUCCGACGCCGCCCAAGACGGAUCCGGGCUCGUCCAACACGCCAUCGCGGUCGAGCCUCUGGCAGUCGAAGCGGAGCUCUGUGCUUGGCUCGCUCUCCAACCUGCAGAAGCAGGUGUUUCAGUCGCCCUCGUCGCCGUCUUCGCCCAAGCUUGGCAACGGCGAACGCCGCUCCUCGCGCAGCAGCCGCUCGUCGUCCGACGCCAACGGCACGCAGUCGCCCACGGCACCCUCGUCGAGCGGGUGGGGCCUGGGCGGCACGUGGGCCAAGAAGCUCAAGGAGGCGCGCGAGAACGCCAGCGACAUGCUGCGCGAGGCGGAGAGGAAGCUGGGCAAUGCCAUGACAAUCGACGAGCUGCUCGGCCUGCCGCCUUCGUCGUCUGGCUCCUCGAUCGGCUCGAGCGACCGGGAGAGGAGCACGCUCGACCAGAUAUCGUCGUCGACGUCCCUCAGCUCGCUCGGCGGCGGCGGUGGUGGCGGCAGCGGCGGCGGCGGCGGGGGAAGCAACCGGGAGCGCGAGGCGGACUCGGCCAACCUGCUCUGGCGCAAGAUGAACGCGUCCGACAUGCAGCGCCACGACGAGCGGAUGUCGACCUCGAGUCGGCCCGAAGACUCGCCGUGGUUCGCCGCGGCCGGCGGGCACGCCCGGAGGCGCUCGCUGCAGCGCAACUCGGCGAGCUACACGUCCUCGCCGCACCUCUCGCCCUCGAUCGACCCGCGUCGCCUGAGCAUCGCGUCGACGCAGAGCGCCAGCUCGGCCAAUUCGGGCUCGGGCGAGCGUCGGCGCUCCGUCUCGCCCAACUCGCCGCGGGCGUUUGCAGAUGGUGCCGCGUCGCCGCCCGCCCUCGGCGUCAUGGGGAGCGGUAUUCUGGGUCUCAUCAGCCAGGCGUGGAGCCCGGAGGCGCGGGCGCAGGACGGCAUCCAAGACGGUACCGGUGCCGCCGAGUCGGGCGAGGCCGCCGGGUACCUCAAUGUCGGUUUGGGUGCGGACCAGCGUCGACGGCGCACGAGCGGCAAUACGCUCUCGCCCCACUCUGCCGCCGCCGAGCGACGCACGUCGAUGCUAAGCGAGAUCGGAGACCGUAUGGGCAACAACGACGCCAAGGCCGCCAGUCCGAGCCUGAGCGGUGGCGGGCAGGCGUGGGAGUGGGGCUCGGACGGGUGGGGCGAAGCCAUCAGCCCAAACCGACACACGCCCUCGCCCCGACUCGACCCUGGCCCCGACGGCGGCGGCGGCGGCGGCGGCGGUGGCGGCGGCAUCCGACUUUCCCUCAUCGACGUCGAUGACGAACGCAAGCACCUGCCCCCCUCCUCGGCCUCGGCCCCGGGCGAGGGCGAGCGCGAGGGCGAGGCGACAACCAACCUCUUUCCGCCUCUGACGCCGACGCUGACCUCUUCGUCGCCCCCCGCCGAGAGCCAGAGCGCGACGCCCCGACAGGAUACACGGCAAAACUGGAUCUAG
This is a messenger RNA of Pseudozyma flocculosa PF-1, 2214 nucleotides long. RefSeq lists its product as uncharacterized. The record is from RefSeq and is a predicted model, not a curated record. Lineage: Eukaryota; Fungi; Basidiomycota; Ustilaginomycetes; Ustilaginales; Ustilaginaceae. The transcript has 2 exons. The coding region runs from base 1 to 2214 and encodes 737 amino acids.